GUUGUCACUUCCAGGUUUUGCUGCCACACUCAUUAGGAAGUCAUAUGAUGUCAGAAGAGUUGACAUCACUCCCCUGGAGCAGAGGAAGGUAACUUUUGAUACCCAUGCUUUAGUUCAGGAUUUGGAAGCCCAUGGCUUUGCAAAGGAACAAGCAGAGACCAUCGUGUCAGCGUUAGUAACCCUGUCGAAUGUCAGCUUAGACACAGUCUAUAAGGAUAUGGUUACUCAGGCUCAGCAGGAGAUAACUUUACAGCAGAUAAUGGCACAUUUGGACUCCAUUCGAAAAGAUAUGGUCAUCCUGGAGAAAAGUGAAUUUGCAAACUUGAGAGCAGAGAAUGAGAAAAUGAAAAUUGAAUUAGAUCAAGUUAAACAGCAGCUAAUGAAUGAAACCAGUAAAAUCCGAACUGACAGCAAGCUAGACAUAAACCUGGAAAGGAGCAGAGUGACAGAUAUGUUUACAGAUCAGGAGAGGAAACUGAUGGAAGCAACUACAGAGUUUCAUAAAAAAGAUUCAAGUACCAACAGUGUUAUCUCAGAAAUCAGUAAUAAAAUUGACACUGAAAUAGCUUCCUUAAAAACACUCAUGGAAUCAAAUAAACUUGAUACGAUACGUUAUUUGGCAGCUUCAGUAUUCACCUGCUUAGCAAUAGCACUGGGUUUUUACAGGUUCUGGAAAUAGAUCUAAAUGGAAUGACUGCAUCAAAUACCGAUGGAGGAAAGGCCACCCAGGCAACAUCAGUUCGACAGUCACGUUUGCGCUGUAGAUAACUGUGGUACCUUUUUGUUUUGAUAUUCUUACUGCACACUAACAACGUUUUCUGAAUAUGUAGCGCUAAAGAUCAAAAUAAUGGAGGGGGGAAGUAGGGAAAUGGUAAUAUUUCAUUGUCCUUUACUGAACACUGUAUUUAUUUAAAAGGACUUCUUAUGCUAAAUGAGAAAGUGUUUC
Molecule: messenger RNA, 946 nt
Organism: Pterocles gutturalis (yellow-throated sandgrouse)
Lineage: Eukaryota; Metazoa; Chordata; Aves; Pterocliformes; Pteroclidae
Gene: CCDC90B
Product: coiled-coil domain containing 90B
Exons: 8
Coding region: 218-679 (153 amino acids)
Cellular component (GO): mitochondrion
Source: RefSeq, a predicted model, not a curated record